GUGCAGGAUUUGAACCCUGAGGAGAUGGUGGAGUCUGCAUGUCCAGAGGCGCAGGCGAUCGACGAGGAGAUUCCACAACUGGCACCUGGUCAUGAAGCAUUCGUCGUGAACAUGGCUGGAGAGGUGCAGGAUUUGAACCCUGAGGAGAUGGUGGAGUCUGCAUGUCCAGAGGCGCAG
This is a messenger RNA of Prorocentrum cordatum, 177 nucleotides long. Lineage: Eukaryota; Dinophyceae; Prorocentrales; Prorocentraceae. The record is from the annotation of a GenBank genome assembly.